AUGUCAGAAUCAAAGCCAGUUCUCGCUGAGAACUUACAGAGACUCAAGUUUAUGCAGAGGAGGAAGGAAGCAGAACUACGUGAUCAAUUACAGAAGGAACAGGAGAAGUCUAUACAAGAGUCACAUUGGGUUGCCAAGGGGUCAUUCGAUGGCGAAACACUCACUACAGGCAGUGAGAGUGAGGUCAUCGGCUUCAAAAGUACUGGUCGUAUGUCAUUCGGUAACUUUAAUCAACAUAUUGAGAAAUUGAACUCUGAAAAGAAGACACCUACUUCGACAUCGACUACGACGACAUCAACACAGGCAGUAAAGUCAAUCGUUAAUGGUAGCAAACAAACGACAAAGACAACAGGUAGUUCGGGGGCAUCAUCAUCACACGAGAGCAUAGCAACUCAACAGCAGACACUUGAGAAGAAGAAAGAAGAAGUGAAGAAGAGAUUGUUGGAUGAUAUCCUGGGUGAUGUCAGUCCAACGCCAGACAAGAAGAGCACAUCAAGUGAUCAAUCACAAUCAAAGAAGAAGCAGAGGAGAUGA
This is a messenger RNA of Acytostelium subglobosum LB1, 534 nucleotides long. RefSeq lists its product as hypothetical. Bases 1 to 534 code for a protein of 177 amino acids. The record is from RefSeq and is a predicted model, not a curated record. Gene Ontology annotation, biological process: maturation of 5.8S rRNA. The transcript has 3 exons. NCBI's taxonomy places the organism in Eukaryota, Evosea, Eumycetozoa, Acytosteliales, Acytosteliaceae.